Molecule: messenger RNA, 1032 nt
Organism: Vanessa tameamea
Lineage: Eukaryota; Metazoa; Arthropoda; Insecta; Lepidoptera; Nymphalidae
Product: aldo-keto reductase AKR2E4-like
Exons: 7
Coding region: 49-1017 (322 amino acids)
Cellular component (GO): cytosol
Molecular function (GO): aldose reductase (NADPH) activity
Source: RefSeq, a predicted model, not a curated record
UAAAGCAAAUUCAGCAAUAGUUACUAAAGCUGUUGCAAACUUGACAAAAUGCUUCGCAUUUUAGUGAAUGUGUUAGUGAUAGUAUCUGUAACAACUGCUGAUGUGCUGCCGAAUACUAUACUAUUGAAUGAUGGUAACAGGAUACCAAUAGUGGCUUAUGGCACGUUUGGGAAAACGUACGAAGUAGAGAUCAUAAAACCAGCCGUAAUAAAAGCUAUUGAAGCUGGAUAUAGACACAUAGACACAGCCGCAGUAUACCGAAAUGAAGAACAAAUUGGUGAGGCGAUCGUUGAUGUAAUCAAUCGUGGAAUUGUCAAGAGAGAAGAUCUAUGGAUCACUACUAAGCUGAGCUUAGAUGUCGGCACUAGGGAAGGAGUUCUUAAAUCACUUCAAACGUCUUUAAAUAAAUUGAAGCUUGAUUAUGUUGAUCUAUAUUUGAUACAUUUUCCGAUGAAUCUGCGAAAUCUUCAAGAACAUGAUUACUUAAAUAUAUGGAAAGGCAUGGAGGAUAUGAAGAAGUUGAACUUGGCUAGAUCUAUCGGCAUAUCUAAUUUUAACAGUUCUGAAAUAAACAGAAUUUUGCUUAAUUCCGAAAUAGUACCAUCUGUCAAUGAAAUCGAGGUAAAUCCUAAUUUCGUAGAUUUGGAUCUCGUAGCUUAUUGUCAAAGCUUGAAUAUAACCGUAAUGUCUUACGCACCAUUUGGUUUCAUGGCUCCACGACCAUACUUAAAUUAUACAACGAGUAUAACUUUCGAAAAUCCGGUACUUAAAAGCAUAGCACAAAAGUAUGGAAAAACUACAAGUCAAGUUGUUCUGCGAUACUUGAUUGAUCGUGAUACAAUACCAAUCCCGAGAUCAACAAACGUGGAACGAAUUGAGUUAAAUAUUGACAUAUUAGAUUUCAAUCUCACUGAAAAUGAAAUUUACGAGAUCAAUGAACUCAAUGAAGAUGCUAAAGUUUACGACUUUGGCGACGAAUCAUUUCUCCCUGUAUUUGUGGAUUAUUAUGGUUUGUAACAAUAAGUAGGAAAA